CUCAAAAGACGAGGCCGGAGCGCACUUCUCUCAACAACCACAUUAAACCUUUAGAAGUUUAGUUAACUUCAGCGUAACGAUGGCCCCCAAGAGCAAGAAGACCGGUGACACCAUCAACUCGCGCCUGGCGCUUGUGAUGAAGUCCGGAAAGGUCACCCUCGGCUACAAGUCCACCAUCAAGACCCUCCGCUCCGGCAAGGCCAAGCUGGUCAUCAUCGCCGCUAACACUCCUCCUCUCCGCAAGAGUGAGCUCGAGUACUACGCCAUGCUCGCCAAGGCCCCCGUCCACCACUUCUCCGGAAACAACAUUGAGCUCGGUACCGCCUGCGGUAAGCUCUUCCGUACCUCCACCAUGGCUAUCCUCGAUGCUGGUGACUCCGACAUCCUGUCCAGCCAGUAGGUGUAAAGCCUGGUCAAUGAAUUCAUGUUAUGUCUGAACGGCGGUAUGCCAUGAUGCACAACGUCACGGCACGAUUUAGAUAAUGACAAUGAACUUUACAUCUAUAUUGGG
Molecule: messenger RNA, 511 nt
Organism: Aspergillus costaricaensis CBS 115574
Lineage: Eukaryota; Fungi; Ascomycota; Eurotiomycetes; Eurotiales; Aspergillaceae
Product: 60S ribosomal protein eL30
Exons: 5
Coding region: 80-400 (106 amino acids)
Cellular component (GO): cytosolic large ribosomal subunit
Molecular function (GO): RNA binding; structural constituent of ribosome
Source: RefSeq, a predicted model, not a curated record